CCAUUUUUCAAAGCUAAAACGCCUCACGAGCAGAAACACAUCAGUAAGCUUCUCAAGAUCAGCACCACUCGGCGGCGGCGCGUCACGGCUUGAAUCUCCUUAAACAACACCGAAAAUGGCGGACAAGGCAGUGACUAUCAGAACAAGGAAGUUUAUGACAAAUCGUCUUCUUUCCAGGAAACAAUUUGUCAUUGACGUGUUGCACCCAGGAAGGCCUAAUGUUUCCAAGGCUGAGUUGAAGGAGAAAUUGGCGAGGAUGUACGAGGUUAAGGACCCGAAUGCCAUCUUUGUGUUCAAAUUCAGGACCCAUUUUGGUGGAGGAAAGUCUACCGGAUUUGGCUUGAUCUACGAUUCUGUUGAGAAUGCAAAGAAAUUCGAGCCUAAAUACAGGCUUAUCAGGGUAAUUUUGAUGUUUAUUAAUCAUUCUUUUCUGUAUUGUUCUGCAUGUUUCACUACAUACUUUAUUGUAUAGCGUUAGGCAAAUUUU
Molecule: messenger RNA, 487 nt
Organism: Erythranthe guttata (spotted monkey flower)
Lineage: Eukaryota; Viridiplantae; Streptophyta; Magnoliopsida; Lamiales; Phrymaceae
Source: RefSeq, a predicted model, not a curated record